Pteronotus mesoamericanus is the source of this 309-nucleotide messenger RNA. RefSeq names its product histone H3.3A-like. The transcript has 2 exons. Gene Ontology annotation, cellular component: nucleus; nucleosome. Gene Ontology annotation, molecular function: protein heterodimerization activity; structural constituent of chromatin; DNA binding. NCBI's taxonomy places the organism in Eukaryota, Metazoa, Chordata, Mammalia, Chiroptera, Mormoopidae. Bases 1 to 309 code for a protein of 102 amino acids. The record is from RefSeq and is a predicted model, not a curated record.
AUGGCUCAUACAAAGCAGACUGCCUGCAAAUUGACCAGUGGUAAAGCCCCGAGGAAGCUACUGGCUAUCAAAGCUGCUUACCGGAGUGCGCCCUCUACUGGAGGGCGCCUGGUGCCAGAGAUUGCUCAGGACUUCAGAACGGAUCUGUGCUUCCAGAGUGCAGCUAUUGGUGCUUUGCAUAAGGUAAGUGAAGCCUAUCUGGUUGGUCUUUUUGAAGAUACCAACCUGUGUGAUAACCAUGCCAAAAGUGUAACAAUGAUUCCAGAAGACAUCCAGCUAGCACACCGCAUACGUGGAGAACGUGCUUAG